UCCCGUAAUCCCAGCUAUUUUAGACUUCCCAGCUUUCCUUGGAUGGUGAUUGUCGUCUGCUGCCUCUGCAUUAUCGGUCCUGGCCUUUUCUUCGUCCCACACAUGGUUCCCCUGAAAUAUCUUGGGCCUGUCGGGCCGCUCUACAGGUUUUUCAUACGAGUUGGCAUCUGGCACGAAGUGAUUGUUACAGCGUUAUCCUUGCACUUCUUUGAGGCAAUUUACAGCUGGCACCUGUGCAGGAGAAAGGGAAUCGAAGGGUCAGCAAGGGUCAAGUGGUUAGUCUCCACCGCACUCUUCGGCGGGACCUCUCUGUAUGAACUCAACAGGUAUAAGCCGGUCCUCCAUGGAGCUAACUGACUGAUAUAGAGUCUAUUAUGUGGAAAACAGACGAGUAGGCAUUGCGGAUGUACGGGGGGUGACAUGUAUAAAAUAUAUAUAUAUAUGUGUUCAUUGAAAGUAGAUGGCACAUUAGUUUUUAGCAAUUGCUCAUACACCAGCAAUUACUUUUUAAAGUAAAUAAUACACCCAUCACAAAUAAACACUUUAAUAUACACUCAAGAAAAUCCCCCCUUAU
Messenger RNA from Patiria miniata (bat star), 574 nucleotides. RefSeq lists its product as uncharacterized. The coding region runs from base 43 to 357 and encodes 104 amino acids. The transcript has 4 exons. The record is from RefSeq and is a predicted model, not a curated record. Lineage: Eukaryota; Metazoa; Echinodermata; Asteroidea; Valvatida; Asterinidae.